AUGCACCCAGUUGUUAAGGAAGGAGACCACAGCAAGGAGUGUGUCGAUGCUAUGAAUGCAUUGAUGGAAUGUUAUAAAACAAGAAAUGUUGUUAACUUUUUGAAUCCUUGUACGGAUAAGAAAAAGUUAUUGGAUAUUUGUCUUGAUAACGAAUAUGAAACAAGAUAUGCUCAAAAUCAAAAAGAAGCUGAAAAGGUUUAUCCUGCCUUCCAUCAAUUGAAGAAAUUAAGAGAAGAACAAGAAAAGAAGUCCAAAGAAAACAGAAAACUCUCCGCAGAAGAAAAGGCUAAAAUUCUUGAAAGAGAAGGUAACAAGGUUUAA
Naegleria gruberi is the source of this 321-nucleotide messenger RNA. RefSeq lists its product as uncharacterized. The record is from RefSeq and is a predicted model, not a curated record. The transcript has a single exon. NCBI's taxonomy places the organism in Eukaryota, Heterolobosea, Eutetramitea, Acrasida, Naegleriidae. The coding region runs from base 1 to 321 and encodes 106 amino acids.